AAUUUGUGCUUUCCAGUGGCAACACUUCUUGAAAUUUAGUUUUUUUGCAAAUUUAGUGUAUUAAUUAAUGUAAAAUAAAUAAAAUAAUAUUUACUGAUGGAAGGUAAUAUUGUCCUUUUCAAGAUUUGAAGUUUCAGAUCUCUUUUUACAAUAAAAUACACUGCAAUUCACCAUUUUUGUCUCAGCACGUUACUCAUCAAUAGUGACAUUUGGAAUAUGUCAUUGGUGGCGCUGCAACUAGUUUUUAUAAACUGAGUGAACCACUGGUCUACUCACAUUGCUAGAGGGGAUUGCCUGUCAGUUCCACUCCUGGGUUAAUAACUCUAUGGUAUGAGUGCACCACAUACAGGGACCAUGGUUUUAACUCUUAAGAGUACAUCGCAGGAUAUGUAUUAAAAACAAUGCUACUUUAUACUUCUUCUACUGCUACUUUAUUCUAAUUAAUUAUUUGUUACUUGUGCUGUUAAUUACAAUUCUCAAUCCGUAAAUAAUUUCUUCUUUCUACCGUGUUCGAACUACUGUCCUCGUAAAAUCAUCGUAACCGAUUGUUGUAAUCGGAUUACAUGAACAUCACUCGACCAUGUAUGUCCAUUUGGACAUAUCGGAAUGGCACGCUUUGACGAUCAACUUGCUGUAUCUACUCUAAUCCAUAUCUGUGAUAGGGAGGUUUAUUUUAAUUUAAAAUUCGUUUCGUCGUCUGUGAUCUGUGCGAGGCACUGUCGUUCAUGUGUGUCGUUCUUUAUGUAUAAAUAAUUGUCAUUGUUAAAACAAACAUGAAUAAAAUAUGUAGAAUAUGCUUAGAAGAAGGUGUACUAUCAUCAAUUUUUACUAAGAAUUUUAAUUUGUCUCUAAGUGACAUGAUUGAAUAUUGUUGCAACCUAAAGGUAAUUUAAAAUCAUCAAAUCUAAAUUGGAAAAAAUGAUGGUUUGCCUGAACAGAUGUGCAGCAACUGUAUUUACAAAUUGGGUAUUGCAUAUCAUUUUAAGCAAACUUGUGAGAGUGCUGACAUGCGACUGAGGCAAUAUUUAGGACUACAGACUCCUGAAAAGCGUACUGAUGUGGCUGUGAUGACAGAUCCAAUUGUCACAACUCACGCUACAAUCAUAAAAAAAUGUAAAUGCCAGCAGGGACAACGUAAAAGUAGUACAAACUACAAACGAAAGUUGGAAACUGAGAAAUUGAAACGAGGCCCAAAACCAAAACCCAAGCAAGUUCAUAGCUGUUACCAAUGUGACAAACAAUUUAGAUGCCAGGCACAGUUGGACAUGCAUGUAAGAACUCACACUGGAGAUAAACCCUUUGUUUGUAUGUAUUGCCCGCGACGUUUUACUCAAAAACACAAUUUGACAAUUCAUCUUCGUGUUCACACUGGUGAGAAACCAUUUCAAUGCGAAGUCUGCAGUAAAAGAUUUUCUGCUCAAGGAAAUCUUCAAGCACAUUUGAAAAUUCAUACUGGACAAAGAGAUCAUACAUGCACAUUAUGUAGCAAAUCUUUUAUUACAUCCAGUGAGCUUACACGGCAUAUGAAUAAACAUAGAGGUGUUAAAAAUUUCAAAUGUGAUUUAUGUGGAGCUGCUUACAUACACUCAAGAGACUUUAAAUUACAUAAAAUGAAAAAACAUCAAGUUUGUAUAAAAAAUUUAAAUGCGCAAAAUGAAAAUUAUAACAAUAAUGCCAAUAUAGAUAUUAUUGGCAUAGAUGUAGGUAAAGAUGUGUCACAGAUGUCCAUGGGUGAGCACAAAGAGAUCAACCAUCACAUACAACAUUUGAUUAAUGAUAAACCUCAACACAAUGCCAGUUCUUCAUCUGUACACAAUCCAAAUGUACUAUCACUAAAUUCUGGAUAUGAAAAUAAAGAUGUUAAAGAUACUUUUCCACAUCAUCCAUAUGUCUUACCUAAAGAAAUUGUUGGAGGCCACAACUGUGCUAUUUGUGGUGAAAGUUUUAAUUAUUUAAAUGAAUUAGCCCAACAUUACCUACACAAUCAUAAUAAGGGUUAUGAUUCUUUAAAUAAUACAAAAACUUACAGUGCCCUACAGUAAAUACUAUUCCAAUAAAUUAUUAAACAUUUAAUAAGAUAUUUCUAUCUAUGCAUAAAUUAAUAUGAUGUGCAAAUGCAUACCUAGUAAUAAUUAUAGUAAACUUUGUGAACUGUAGUGUCUGUAGUUGUAGUUUAAAAAUUAAAACAAGCUUAAACUUAAAA
Messenger RNA from Ostrinia nubilalis (European corn borer), 2203 nucleotides. RefSeq names its product zinc finger protein 271. The transcript has 9 exons. The coding region runs from base 939 to 2042 and encodes 367 amino acids. Gene Ontology annotation, cellular component: nucleus. Gene Ontology annotation, molecular function: RNA polymerase II cis-regulatory region sequence-specific DNA binding; zinc ion binding; DNA-binding transcription factor activity, RNA polymerase II-specific. The record is from RefSeq and is a predicted model, not a curated record. Gene Ontology annotation, biological process: regulation of transcription by RNA polymerase II. NCBI's taxonomy places the organism in Eukaryota, Metazoa, Arthropoda, Insecta, Lepidoptera, Crambidae.